This is a messenger RNA of Rhododendron vialii, 1716 nucleotides long. RefSeq names its product CDP-diacylglycerol--glycerol-3-phosphate 3-phosphatidyltransferase 2. Gene Ontology annotation, molecular function: CDP-diacylglycerol-glycerol-3-phosphate 3-phosphatidyltransferase activity. Gene Ontology annotation, cellular component: membrane; chloroplast envelope. The coding region runs from base 209 to 1204 and encodes 331 amino acids. Gene Ontology annotation, biological process: glycerophospholipid biosynthetic process. Lineage: Eukaryota; Viridiplantae; Streptophyta; Magnoliopsida; Ericales; Ericaceae. The transcript has 7 exons. The record is from RefSeq and is a predicted model, not a curated record.
UCAUCUCUAGAGAUAGAGAGAGAGAGAGAGAGAGAGGAGAGAGAUUCACUGGCCGCUCCACGUCCUUCUGUAACAAAAGUAGGAGACCACUUCCCCCAAAACUCUCCGUACUACAAUAGUGAAUAAUUAACAACCCCAACCCGCACGAUCUGCUAACAUAAGCCUACCGACCAUCCUCGGCUAACCUAAGCCCCGUGCAACUUUCACCAUGCCCUCCCUCAAACUCUCAAUCGUCGCCUCCGUUUACGCCCCCUAUAAAUUGGCGCGCACCACGUUAUCCUCCUCCCCAACCACCGCCGUAGCACCGAGACCCAAGCUCCUCAACCGCCGCCUAGACAGAUUUCGGCCGCCGGGGUGGUGGUUAACGCCUUGCGCACCCCUCAUCCACCUGGCGCGCGAUAACAAGUCCCCCUCGUUUGGCAACCUAGGGUUUCGUGGCCAGAAACUUUUCAGCAUUUCGUCCGAAGAGAGAGGGAGUGAUAUGUGUUCCGAGAAUAAAGGCGAUCAAUGGCCGCCGCCGCCGCCGGAGGAGACGUUAACGGCGGGGAAUAACAACCAUUAUGACCACCGGCAACCGCCGUCGCCGGAGAAGCACCAGCAGAACUCGGCGAAAUUGCUCACAUUGCCCACUAUAUUGACCAUCGGCCGCGUCGCUUCCGUUCCUCUUCUCGUUGGCACUUUUUAUGUGAAUAGUCGGUGGGGUACAACUGCUACUACAAGUAUUUUUAUUGCUGCAGCAAUUACAGAUUGGCUCGAUGGGUACAUUGCUCGUAAGAUGAGGUUAGGAAGUGCAUUUGGUGCUUUUCUAGAUCCAGUGGCUGAUAAGCUCAUGGUUGCUGCCACCUUAGUCUUGUUGUGUACACAAACCUUGGAAGUUCCUAUGUUUGGACUAGUGCCAUGGCUAUUGCCUGUACCUGCAAUUGCAAUAAUUGGUAGAGAGAUAACUAUGUCUGCAGUUAGAGAAUGGGCUGCUUCUCAAAGUAGUAAACUUUCGGAGGCUGUUGCUGUGAAUAAUUUAGGGAAGUGGAAAACAGCCACGCAGAUGAUUGCACUAACCAUCCUCCUAGCAGCUAGAGAUAGCAGUCUCUCAGGGGCAGGUACUCUAGUUGCUUCUGGCCUUGCUUUGCUAUAUAUAUCUGCAUGGCUAGCUGUGUGGUCGUUAGUGGUGUAUAUGAGGAAGAUAUGGAAAGUGUUGCUGAAGUAGCCAUUCUGGCCUUCUAACCUCGUGUAGGUUUCAACAUUCAUCCCAGAGGGGUCCGUAUAGUAUAUAUGUAUACAACACCGUAAUUAUAAUUGAUCCCCCUUCAUCACCAGAGAAUUUCUUACGAGUUGAUUGAAUGGGAGGCUGCUUGAAGAGGUUGUUGCAUUGGUCGCAUUCUAUUGAAUUAGGUUGGAAGAAUCAUGUCCACUGUCUUGUUUUGGGACUUUUCCAGGGUCGUUUAAAUUCUUAACCUUCUGGUUGAUUAUUUUUUUAAUGAACCAAUCCAAUAUUGAUUUUGGACGAUUGUUAAUUAUCAGUCGCUUGUACUCCUCCAUUAGGAUCAUUAGGAACACUUGUGAGCUUGAAGACCGAUCUGGAGCAUCUUCAACGCAUUUGUCUGAUUUUUAACAGAAGUGAUUUUGUUGAUGCAUUGUUUUGUCGUCCUCAAUGUUGAUAUGACAAGAAAAUAUAAAUUGAUUUUGAGGUGCGUAAUUGUUUCAGGAUCUUGAACAAAA